CACGGAGAGACUCGUCCUUCCUUCGACGUCGACCGAAAUGAGAGCUCUCCUGUGCCUGGUGGCGCUGACGGCGCUCGCGUCCGCAGAAUUCCAGAGAAUCCCCCUGACGAAGGUGCAGAAGGAGAGGUCCUUGUCCCAGCUGCGUCGCUCCCACGCCUUCCUCAACAGCCGCUAUGCCAAGGACUCCAACCUCACCCUCGAUAAUUUCAACGAUGCCCAGUACUACGGCCCCAUCUACAUCGGCACUCCCGGCCAGUACUUCAAGGUGAUCUUCGACACCGGUUCCUCCAACAUGUGGGUGCCCUCGGAGCAGUGUUCGAUCAUCAACCUGGCCUGUCAGCUGCACAACCGCUACGAUUCCGUCCUGUCUUCCACGUAUAAGCCCAACGGGACGCACUUCGAAAUCCAGUACGGGUCCGGAUCGCUCGCCGGUUUCCUCUCCAGCGACGUCGUCUCCGUCGGCGACGUCUCUAUCACGGACCAGACCUUCGCCGAGGCCACGCAGGAGCCCGGCCUGGCCUUCGUCGCCGGGGCAUUCGACGGCAUCAUCGGCAUGGGCUUCACCGAGAUCUCCGUCAUGGGCAUCCCGACGGUGUUCGACACGAUGGUGGCUCAGAACGCGGUCGACGAACCCGUCUUCUCGUUCUAUCUGAACCACGACAUGAAUGACGAGUUCGGCGGCGAGCUCAUCCUCGGAGGCUCGGACCCCAACCACUACGAGGGCGAGUUCCACUACGUCCCCGUCUCAAGGGUCGGCUACUGGCAGCUCACGGCCGAGGCCAUCAAGGUGGGGGGCGUGGCCAAGGACUUCUGCAACCCUUGCGAGACCAUCGUGGACACCGGCACCUCCCUCCUCGCCGGGCCCAAGGAGCAGGUCAGGGAAGUCAUGCAAGAUUUCGGUGCCUUCCCCCUCAUUGCAGGCGAGUGGAUAAUCAGUUGCAACAAGGUACCUGAUAUGCCUCUCUUCACCUUCACGCUCAACGGCAUGGAUUUCGACAUGACAGGACCUGAGCUUGUCAUUGAGAACGUGGACGAGACUGGGGCCCGCGUGUGCAUCGUGGGGAUCCUGGGACUCGACCUCGGCACCAUUGAAGCCUGGAUCCUCGGCGACCCCUUCAUCGCCCGCUACUACACCGAGUUCGACGUGGGCAACAAGCGCAUGGGUUUCGCCAAGUCCAAGUAACUUUGUCAUCGUGAAAGAUACCGAAUAAAUGGGUUUAAAAA
This is a messenger RNA of Penaeus indicus, 1224 nucleotides long. Its product is annotated as lysosomal aspartic protease-like. The coding region runs from base 38 to 1183 and encodes 381 amino acids. The record is from RefSeq and is a predicted model, not a curated record. NCBI's taxonomy places the organism in Eukaryota, Metazoa, Arthropoda, Malacostraca, Decapoda, Penaeidae. Gene Ontology annotation, molecular function: aspartic-type endopeptidase activity. The transcript is spliced from 9 exons. Gene Ontology annotation, biological process: proteolysis.